This is a messenger RNA of Oreochromis niloticus (Nile tilapia), 891 nucleotides long. RefSeq lists its product as uncharacterized. The coding region runs from base 31 to 891 and encodes 286 amino acids. The transcript has 9 exons. The record is from RefSeq and is a predicted model, not a curated record. NCBI's taxonomy places the organism in Eukaryota, Metazoa, Chordata, Actinopteri, Cichliformes, Cichlidae.
UCUGAGGCGCAAUUUCCGACAGUGAGUGGAAUGGCCGCGAUACAGACGGGAAGACACAAGCGGAUAAUGUUCGCGUUAAUUAAGUGGUCGGAAGAUGGAAAGUUCUCAAUUCUGCCAACUGAACACAUUCGGGAUUUUGAUGAGGAGGAAUACUUGGACGGUUUGGAGGAAAAGGAUGUUUAUUUGGUGGAGUGGCGACAAGGCGCCAAGGAGCCAAAAGGCGGGUGGCCGGUCUAUGAAGCCUCCAUCAUCAAGCUAGCAGAAAGGGAAAAAACCUUGCAAACAAAACUUAAGGAAAUUGAGGAACAACUACCCAAGCCAGAGGUGCUUAAGAGAAAAAGUAAACCUUCUAUGAAACUCCUUGAGGCCACAGAGGUAGACGAACCAGCAGCUAAGAAAAAGGCAUACCCAACAGACCAACAAAACGAUCUAAGGUUAUGGAAUGAAAAGAAAAUUGAACAUCUACAGCGUGUCAUUAAUCAGUUGAGAGAAGAGAACUCGAAUCUAAAAAGAGAGAACGAGAGGCUGAAAAAUGAAAUACUUGAAAAAAUCCCACCUCUCCUUCAGGCUACAGAACAUUUACUUACCAAGCCCAUGACAAUGAAUGCAGAUCUUCCUGACAUGUCAAAGUCUCAACCUGAUGCUACCCUCCCUCAUUCUCCUAAAGUGCCCAACUAUUCAUGCAAAGCUUCUACAUCUGGUGAUGCUAAAGGUACCAGUGAUGCUGAAUAUGUGGAGAUAGCACAUGCUACAGGAGUAAAAAUUCUUAAACAUCAGUGGGCUGCUGCUCUUCAGGCCAAAACACCCACUUCAAUGGUGCGUGUUCUUCUGAUGGCUGCCUUCCCACUGGAGGUUUUGAUCCAGAGCAAUUUAAAAGGUAAACAGCUUUGA